This is a messenger RNA of Centrocercus urophasianus (Greater sage-grouse), 1104 nucleotides long. RefSeq names its product Sp5 transcription factor (gene SP5). Gene Ontology annotation, biological process: regulation of transcription by RNA polymerase II. Gene Ontology annotation, molecular function: DNA-binding transcription factor activity, RNA polymerase II-specific; RNA polymerase II cis-regulatory region sequence-specific DNA binding. The transcript has 2 exons. NCBI's taxonomy places the organism in Eukaryota, Metazoa, Chordata, Aves, Galliformes, Phasianidae. Bases 1 to 1104 code for a protein of 367 amino acids. The record is from RefSeq and is a predicted model, not a curated record.
AUGGCCGCGGUCGCCGUCCUCCGCAACGACUCGCUUCAGGCUUUCCUCCAGGACCGCACCCCCAGCGCCUCCCCGGACGUGGCCAAGCACUCGCCGCUGGCCCUGCUGGCCGCCACCUGCAGCCGCAUCGGACAGCCGGGCGCCGCGCCCGCCGAUUUCCUGCCGGUGCCCUACGAGCCGACGCUCGGAUCUCCCUCCAGGAUCUUCCACCCUUGGGGCGGCGAGAUGCCCGCGCACUCCCCGGGGGGGCUGCCGCCGCCGCACCCCAGCCUGGGGCUGACCCCGCAGAAGAGCCACCUGCAGCCGUCCUUCGGGGGGGGGGACGAGGUGCCCCCCACGCCUCCCGCCGACCCCUCCUACCCCUACGAGUUCUCCCCCGUCAAGAUGCUGCCCUCCUCCAUGGCCGCGCUGCCGUCUGCCUGCCCCCCCGCCUACGUCCCGUACGCCGCCCAGGCCGCGCUGCCGCCCGGCUACUCCAACCUGCUGCCGCCCGCGCAGCCCUGCCGCCAGCUCUCUCCCAACCCGCCGCCCGAGGACCUGCCCUGGUGGAGCAUCCCGCAAGCCGCCGCCCCUCCUGGCUGCGCCCACCGCUUCCCCGCCGCCGCCGCGCUGCCGCGGGGCCUGGUGCUGGGCCACUCGGACUUCGCGCAGUACCAGACACAGAUCGCCGCCCUGCUGCAGACCAAGUCUCCCCUGGCGGCCACGGCCAGGAGGUGCCGCCGCUGCCGCUGCCCCAACUGCCAGGCGGCCGCCGGCAGCGCGCCGGAGGCGGAGCCGGGCAAGAAGAAGCAGCACGUCUGCCACAUCCCGGGCUGCGGCAAGGUGUACGGCAAGACCUCGCACCUGAAGGCGCACCUGCGCUGGCACACGGGCGAGCGGCCCUUCGUCUGCAACUGGCUCUUCUGCGGGAAGAGCUUCACCCGCUCCGACGAGCUGCAGCGGCACCUGCGGACUCACACGGGCGAGAAGCGCUUCGUCUGCCCCGAGUGCGGGAAGCGUUUCAUGCGCAGCGACCACCUGGCCAAGCACGUCAAGACGCACCAGAACAAGAAGCUGAAGGCGGCGGCCGACGCCGUCAAGCGGGAGGACGGCCGCGACCUGUGA